This is a messenger RNA of Elaeis guineensis (African oil palm), 316 nucleotides long. Lineage: Eukaryota; Viridiplantae; Streptophyta; Magnoliopsida; Arecales; Arecaceae. The record is from RefSeq and is a predicted model, not a curated record.
AUGCCGCCGAGGGUGAGGUUAACAGAGGCCGAUGUUCGACAACAUGCGGCACGGAAGAGGCCGGCGCAUGGAGUUGAACCAUCACGGCCUCCCAAGAGGCCACAAGUAGCACCGCCAAGCAAGCCGGCGGCGGCGGGAGCGGAGCCCAGCUCUGAACGGGCGUCGGAUCGGGAGCCGAUCAUCGCACUGUUGGUGCCGACAGUGCCCACUGAAGCCCCAUCCGAGGAGCGGGUGGCCGAGGAAGCAGCCCCGUCCGAGGGAACGGUCGAGAAUGCACCGGCCGCUCAGCCGACAGAAGACGUUCGGGCAGAGGCAG